CACUUUGAACAGUGUGACCUGCUGCCCAGGCCCACAAGUGGCUGUCCGGACGAUGACAACCUUCUAUACCUGACGGUGGCUUCAUGUGGAAACUAUCUGCUCCAGACUUACAACUCCACACACAGUUAUGAAGAAGCAUGCAGCACACUUGGUUACUGCAUGGCUAAGAUUGGUGAAGCAUACAGGCCAUAUUGUGACAACAUCAGUAACAUAACUCGUGACGCCCAGUCUAACCUCGGGUUUGCCAUGUACAUGGAAGAAGUUCUUGGCUUCAGUCCAAAAAAUUGCACGUUUGCAAGCAUGGAGGAAACCCUAUGUUAUGGAAAAUUUUAUGAGCUACAAGGCUUCUUCCCCUUGUCGAGGCAGUAUGAUUACGUGGACAGAUUUGGAGACAUGCUUGACGCUAACGAAAGAUGCUCUGUGGUGAAUAUGUUGAACAGUCACUAUAAAGAAUUCAUGAUUGAGAAAGCUGACGAAUGCCAGGCCUUUUUGGAACCCUUUUUGGAAAACCAGUUAGAAGAAAUGUGGUUGGACUAUGACAAGAAGAACUGGUCACACUGUACUGGAGAAGAAAGUCCUUGCUCUAAAUAUGGACUGGUGGCAUUCAUGAUGUGCUAUCAACAUAUUGCUGAUGGGAAAGCUGAUGGUUGCAUGUUUGAAGAAUGCUUGGCUACGAGCCCUUUGACAAGGCAGUGUAACAUCACAAAAGAAAACCUACAUGAGUCACUAGAAAUGGUGCUACCCAAACUGAAAGUACCAUCUCCUCCAAAGUGCUCAGACCAGUGUGCUUUCACUUGUACCGCCCAGUAUUUGCCAGUUUGCGGCUUUGACACUAGGACUGACAAGUAUCAUAACUAUGGAAAUGAGUGUGUCUUCAGGCUGGAAAAUUGCCAUACAGGAGGAAGACUGGAAUUUAUUCAUAAUGGGGAAUGCAGGGAAGCAGAGUGCAAUGAGGGAAUGUACAUAAGGAUGAUGGAAGACAAUUGUGUAGAAUGGCGGAACAGAGUUGUCCAGGAUCCAAACAACUGCAGGAAAUAUGAAGGUCUUCUGGGUUGUAUCAACACGAAUAUUUUUGCAGAGACGACAAUGAAAUGUCAUUUUUCGAACAUAAGUAGGGGUAUUCAGUCACGUGUCAUCGCUCAUACGGAUGUUUUACCUCACGUUUGUGACGUAGCAGUAUCGCUCAUCUCUGAAGAUGGUCAGAUAUCAAUGGUUGUUGGCAUACUGCCAAAUGGGGACGAACAUUUCCGAGUCAAAGCCCCACACUCCACGUUUUCUGACUUCAACAUAGCAUUGAUAGUGAUGCCCGCAAUUAGAAAACGUCAAACGGAUAUGGAACCGCGGGACCUCAUAGUUAUAACCAAGGAUUAUAUGAAUCAGUAUAUGGCAGUUGACAUGUUUAUGGAUGGUGAAUCUGCUCAAUUUGACAAGGAUUUCGGAGGAUAUGAUAACUUCAGCAAUCUCACAGUGGAAAGUGACAACAGCGCUGUCACAAUUACUUUCACUCGACAGAAGACUGAUCACCGCGACGUGUAUCUCCACGGUCAACAUUCGGUCGAACUAAUGAAGGUGGACAAAGCUUCAAAUGUUACAGAAUUCCUCGCCUCAGACAAUAUCUAUCUCACAGAUCGGUUCGGUGAACUAGAGGAAAUGUUCCCCACAAAUGCACAAGGCCUGUGCUCCAAUCCUUGGGUGAUGGGAGAAAUUCUGGAUGUGCUGUGUUUCAAAGAAGAUUAUAACCGUCCCAAUGCAACGAGUCAGGAUAUGUGCUUCGCGGAGUGGAGGUCCUUGGCCUGCUAUAAUAACAUCUUGAAGGGCCUGGGAGUUAACUGUACCGACGAUUCCAUCAGAGGGGUGACAGCUGACAGAGAUUUCCGCCCUCAAUAUUUCAACAAAACUGAACCAUACUGUGAGGCUGAAUUCCCAUGUGAGAUGGCAUUGUUGACCUAUGGUGAAGAGAUCGCCCACCAUUGUUUGCCCUCGGUUAUAAACCUGCUGCAUUCUCCAGUUGAGGGAAUCCUGUCCAUGCUCACUAUGGAUAAUUCUACAUUCAUGUCUUGCAACGUUUGGUCCCAGGCAUUCUGGUGUGCCUAUUCAAUACUGGAAGAGCAUAAUGUGAACAUGAUGUCAUGUGAUGAAAGCGAGAACUUCCAGCCAGCUUUUGUGACCUUAGCCCUGAUAGCCACAGAGGACAGGGAACCAGUACCCAGGAUUGGAGCUAGGCACUUUGAACAGUGUGACCUGCUGCCCAGGCCAACAAGUGGCUGUCCAGAGGAUGACAACCUUCUAUACCUGACAGUGGCUUCAUGUGGAAACUAUCUGCUCCAAACUUACAACUCCACUCACAGUUAUGAAGAAGCAUGCAGCACGCUGGGUUACUGCAUGUCUAAGAUUGGUGAAGCAUACAGGCCAUAUUGUGACAACAUUGGUAACAUAACUCGGGACGCCCAGUCUAACCUCGGGUUUGCCAUGUACAUGGAAGAAGUUCUUGGCUUCAGUCCAGAAAAUUGCACCUUUACAAAUAUGGACCAGUGUGCCUAUGCAUGCCCCACUGUGUAUGAACCCAUAUGUGGCUGGGACCACAGAGAUGGGACAUACCAUACAUACGGCAAUGAAUGCGAAUUACAGCGGGAAAACUGUACAGUUCAUGGGAGAUUACAGCCGAGAUAUGAUGGGGAAUGCAGAGUUGAAAUAGGGAUGGGUUGCGAGAUGAGUAACGAGUGUGGAACUGGUGCUGUAUGCAUGGGUGACGAAAGAAGGGAUACACGAGCUGAUCAUGGCAAUGACACUGCCGCCAACCACACCGGCAUGGUGUGUCGCUGUGACGAUGAACACUAUGACAACAAUGGAAGGAUGAUGGGAGGAUUAUGCCAAGAGAAAUCAUGUAGCAUGCUGGACCAGUACCCGGGAAGCUAUAUUCCAAACUUUGAACAGGAGCCACAGGAAAGAUGCAGGUUAUUCUUGGCUGAAGGUGUGAGGCUUUACAAGGCUAUCGGGUUCCUAGACCUGAUGUUUAUUAAACGGUGUGCUCUGGAUUCCUUCACUGCGGAUGGAGUCCCUGAAGCACGUGUACAAGAGUUUGAUUCUUGUGACACGAUGUAUUACAACAUGUAUGGUGGGGCUCUGGUGUUUGAAGAUGAAGGCUUCCCGUGGUCCGUGGAACUCCUCAACCCCGUAUCAAUUGUGUACAAACAUUACAGGAAUGUGACUGAGGCAACUGUUAUGGGAACUCUUCCACAAGGAACCUUCUUGUUAAUACAAGAGGCCAGUGAUGCUGCUCCUGGUGUGCGAUUCUCGGCCAUGAUAUUGGUACAAAAGACGAGUGAUGUUACUCCUGAGAUGAUAUCUCAAAACUUGAAUAGCCUCACCUCUAUAAGAGAGGCUACAUUUGCACGAUUUUCUGAUAAUCCGGAUAGUCCUCCACAACCACCUCCUGCUUAAAGGACAUCAACCACGUCACUAUCAUGUGAUCAUCAAAUGAAUUAAAAACUCGUUUCAAAAGACAAUUAAAUAAAUUGUUGCCAAAUACAAGCUUUUUGUGACUUUGGACAAGAUCAUUUUUUGUUUACUCACUUUAUAAUAAUCAUAGCUCAAUUUAAUCCGGUCGUUUAUUAUGUAUGUGUGUUAUAAGUCUGAUCACUCUUGAAUCUCAGUGACAAAUAACUUAUGACCUCUGUUAUCAUUAUAUUGUGAUGUGGUCAACUCUUGAUGAAUUAAUAAUUUGUGCUCAUUGAAAACCUCUUCUUUAGCAACAAAUGACCCUUAAUGCAAAAAAAAAAAUCAUAAUUAUGAUAUUUGUAGUUUUGUAGAAAAUUGCGUAACAACCAUGAUAACCACAUGGAUUGCAACACUAUCCAUGUAUGAAAUCCACUUAUUUUGCAUAAUACCAUAUAUAUCUGAAAGCAUAAAGUCAACCAUAAAGUAAUACUCAUAUAAUAAUCUUAUUUCUCUUUUAGUAUACCAGGACAAUUUUGAAAUGAUAGCUGUAUGACAUACAAUAAAUGUAAAUAACUUUACAACCAUUUUAUGGUUGAUAUCAUACUAUUUUUCUUUCUAAAGUCGCAUAUAUGGUAUUAUAUGUGAUUUUCAAAAUCUUUAUUUAGCUAUUGGAACUCUAUAAGCAUUUUAUUCGCUCAAAUUAGAAUUUGUAUUUUUUUAAUAAAACAGACCACUUCAGCUUGUCAGGUACUGCAGACCCCAGUUUCUCAAAACAUCUUAGUCCCUUAUAACAGGAUCAGACUCAGCACGCUAUUUUUGAUUGGGUAUAAAUUAUGUUAUAUUCUCUUUUGAAAGAGUUUUGUGGUUUUUAAAGUAAAUAAUACUUGAGAUAAACAAGAUAAACUACUUGUUGUUUCAUGAAAUCAUAUUUAUGUUAGUAAUUUUGUUUCAUGCAAUAAGAUACUUAUGUAAGUUACGCUAAAGAAUUUUCGAGAAAUUGGGGUGUACUAGUUUUGAAUUUUAAUACUCUCAGUACCUAUUAUUAAAUUAUAAUACUCUCAGGUACUGUUCUCUUGUAGUCAUUUUUUACAUGUAUUUUCUCACUGUAUUAUAGUGCAUAAUGUAUUUAGCCAGAGGAUUUUUUCUUACUCUUACAGCCGGACUGUUGUAACAUUCCAAUUAUUCCUACAUAUAUCUUUACAUGAAUUUAUUAUUGAUUUAUUUUCUUUCUCUUUUUUAUGUAUGAAUGAUUAUUAUGAAAAUUGUAAGUUAUCAUUGAUAUACAUUUUGUUUUGAGUAUUUGUAUUUUUCUUAUUCUUAUUUCCAAGUGCCGUUUAGUGUUAAAGUAUAAAACAUAUCAAAGAGAUUCUUUACACAUAUCAAAUAUUAUUUGCUUUUACAUUAAUAUAAGUAUUUUUCUUAUUCUUUGUUAACAACGGAAUUUCUUAUUUAGUUUUCAUCAUGAAUUUUCCUUCCUUUGGGUGAUAAAGUAAAACAUAGAAAAGUAGAGUUUAUAAUUAUAAAUGAACAUGUGCUGUGUAAUGCCUAAAUAAAAUCACUAUAUUUGA
Messenger RNA from Mya arenaria, 5006 nucleotides. RefSeq lists its product as uncharacterized. NCBI's taxonomy places the organism in Eukaryota, Metazoa, Mollusca, Bivalvia, Myida, Myidae. Bases 160 to 3441 code for a protein of 1093 amino acids. The transcript is spliced from 27 exons. Gene Ontology annotation, molecular function: protein binding. The record is from RefSeq and is a predicted model, not a curated record. Gene Ontology annotation, biological process: multicellular organism development; cell differentiation.